AUGAAGAAACAGAUCGGUGGGCAGAGUCGGGCCAGAAACACCAUUUUUGCAUUUUCAGGCCGGACUCGGCUCCCAGCCGACCGGGCCGUGGAGAAUCCGCCCGGUGCUCCGGAUGUCCGGGCUGUCGGUCAGGGUACCGGACGCCGCUCGGCUGCCUCCGUCUCCCUUAGUUACGUCUCCCUGAACGUCUCCUUGAACGUCUCCUUGAACAUCUCCCUUAGUUACGUCUCCCUGAACGUCUCCUUGAACGUCACCCUGAACAUCACCCUGAACGUCUCCCUGAACGUCUCCCUGAACGUCACCCUGAACGUCUCCCUGAACGUCACCCUGAACGUCUCCCUGAACGUCUCCCUGAACGUCUCCCUGAACGUCACCCUGAACGUCUCCCUGAACGUCUCCCAGAACGUCUCCCUGAACGUCUCCCAGAACGUCUCCUUGAACGUCUCCCCUAAUUACGUCUCCCUGAACGUCUCCCUGAACGUCUCCCAGAACGUCUCCCUGAACGUCUCCUUGAACGUCUCCCCUAGUUACGUCUCCCUGAACGUCUCCCAGAACGUCUCCUUGAACGUCUCCCAGAACAUCUCCCAGAACGUCACCCUGAACGUCUCCCUGAACGUCACCCUGAACGUCUCCCAGAACGUCUCCCUGAACGUCUCCUUGAACGUCUCCCAGAACGUCUCCUUGAACGUCUCCUUGAACGUCUCCCCUAAUUACGUCUCCCUGAACGUCUCCCUGAACGUCUCCCAGAACGUCUCCCUGAACGUCUCCUUGAACGUCUCCCCUAGUUACGUCUCCCUGAACGUCUCCCUGAACGUCUCCCAGAACGUCUCCCAGAACGUCUCCCAGAACGUCUCCCAGAACGUCUCCUUGAACGUCUCCUUGAACGUUUCCCUGAACGCACCGCGGUAA
Messenger RNA from Pseudoliparis swirei, 909 nucleotides. Its product is annotated as ring-infected erythrocyte surface antigen-like. The coding region runs from base 1 to 909 and encodes 302 amino acids. NCBI's taxonomy places the organism in Eukaryota, Metazoa, Chordata, Actinopteri, Perciformes, Liparidae. The transcript is spliced from 2 exons. The record is from RefSeq and is a predicted model, not a curated record.